Vigna angularis (adzuki bean) is the source of this 810-nucleotide messenger RNA. Its product is annotated as universal stress protein A-like protein. The coding region runs from base 63 to 596 and encodes 177 amino acids. The record is from RefSeq and is a predicted model, not a curated record. NCBI's taxonomy places the organism in Eukaryota, Viridiplantae, Streptophyta, Magnoliopsida, Fabales, Fabaceae. The transcript is spliced from 4 exons.
GUUAGUGUAAUGAGUCAGUGAUAUCUGUUUGUCCUUUGUUCUUGUGUUAGUGAAAGUUUGAAAUGAGUGAGGAAUCUAGAAAGGAACGUCGGGUCCUGGUGGCCGUGGACGAAAGCGAUGAGAGCAUGUAUGCUCUUUCUUGGAGCCUCAAGAACAUAAUUUUCCAGAAUUCCAGUGAUACCCUUAUCCUUCUAUACGUCAAGCCCCAUCAUCAUGACGCUUAUGCCACCUUUGAUUCCACAGGCAUAAUGGAUGAUCCUCAAACACCAGGACAUGUGCUUUCUCCGGAAGCAAGCGCAGCCAUAAAGAAGUAUAGUCAAGAUGUGGUCGAUUGCGUGUUACAGAAAUCGAAGAGAAUGUGUAAAGAUCUUGAAAACGUAAAGGUGGAGACACAGAUUGAGAGCGGAAACCCAAAGGACGUGAUCUGUGAGAUGUCUCGGAAGUUGAAUGCUGACUUGCUAGUUAUGGGUAGCCACGACUAUGCAGCUAUGAAGAGGGCUUUCUUUGAUAGUGUGAGCGAAUACUGCUCCCAGAACGUGAAGUGCCCAGUUCUGAUUGUGAGGAAGCGAAAACCAUAUGCAGGUUCUGGGAACUAAUAUGUCAGUUUUCCCUUUAGAGUAGCUUUUUGUAAGAAGAUCUUGUCAUGUGGUUGAUGUUAAAGCUUCACGUAAAGGCUUUUAUUUUUUGUCUUGGACAAAAAUAUCUUUGAGAACUGUGAUUGUCGUAGCUUGUAGAGUCUUGAUUUGGAUAAAUUCGGACCAUUGGUGGGCUACUGGUGAAUGCAAGUCUGAUAUAGUUUGAGCAAGAAAA